AUGUCCACCGGUUCUCGGCCAUUAGCGUUACCCCCGAACGUCAGUCACGAUGCAUUUUCACGAUUUAUUUCAGCCUCCGAGGGGAUUGUAGGUCGAGAAAACAUCCACAUUGUUACAUCAAAGGAAGAGCUGGCGGACGGGUCCUACUACGAGCCACCGAAGACGCAUGAUCCUCAUCAUGUCGUGGAGCAAGACUACUUUGUAGCCUCAGCGGUGCUGAAUCCAAGGUCUGUCGCUGAAGUGCAGGGACUAGUCCAGCUUGCCAAUGAAUACCGAAUUCCUCUGUGGCCCACGUCCAUCGGGCGCAACUCCGGUUAUGGGGGAGCAGCUCCGCGAUUGCGCGGCAGCAUCGUGAUUGACCUGGGCAAACAUAUGAAUCGGGUUCUUGAGGUGAACGUUGACGCUGCUUAUGCGGUGGUUGAGCCGGGCGUGACAUUUGCAGGACUCCACGAAUACCUGGUCAAGAAGGGCCUAAGUGAGAAGUUGUGGAUUGACGUACCGGACAUUGGCGGUGGAUCGGUCAUGGGAAACACGUUGGAACGAGGCGUGGGAUACACCCCGUAUGGAGACCAUUGGAUGAUGCAUUGUGGCAUGGAAGUCAUCCUGCCGUCCGGAGAGCUACUCCGUACAGGCAUGGGUGCAUUGCCCCAAAAUCCCAGGACAUCGGUGCAUCCCAGUCACGAGGAGGCCGGGAAUAAGUGCUGGCAGCUCUUCCCGUACGGAUUUGGUCCGUACAAUGAUGGCCUCUUUUCGCAAAGCAACCUCGGAAUUGUUACCAAGAUCGGCAUGUGGUUGAUGCCAAAUCCUGGGGGAUUUCAAGCGUAUCAGAUAUCACUGCCCAGAGACGAGGAUCUUCACCAAGCGGUCGAUAUCAUACGGCCUCUUAGAUUGCAAAUGAUUAUCCAGAAUGUCCCGACCUUGCGUCAUAUCCUCCUGGAUGCAGCAAUGCUCGGUUCAAAGACAGACUACACUUCUGACACUGAAAAGCCGCUGAAUGAGGCUGAGCUGGACGCAAUCGCGAAGAAGCUGAAUUUGGGCCGGUGGAACUUCUACGGAGCACUCUAUGGCCCGGAGCCGAUUCGCAACGUUAUGUGGUCACAGAUUAAACAAGCGUUUUCGUCAGUCAAGGGUGUUCACUUCUUCUUCCCAGAAGAUGUCAAAGGCAACCAUCUCCUACAGACUCGUGCAAAGACCCUUCAAGGCAUUCCGACAUUUGAUGAGCUGCGCUGGGUUGACUGGCUGCCGAACGGAGCGCAUCUGUUCUUCUCCCCUAUUAGUAAAAUCUCCGGUGAUGAUGCGAUGCUACAGUACAAGGUUACGAAGAAGCGCUGCGUCGAGGCUGGUCUUGACUUUAUGGGUGCUUUUGCUGUUGGCAUGCGAGAAAUGCACCAUAUCGUUUGUAUCGCGUUCAACCGGGGAGAUCCCGAGUCCAAGAGAAAAGCACAUUGGCUGAUCAAGACCUUGAUUGCGGACUGCGCGGAGCAUGGGUGGGGCGAAUAUCGAACGCAUCUAGCACUCAUGGACCAGAUUGCGGAAACAUACAACUGGAAUCACAAUGCGCUCAUGCGAUUCAACGAGACGGUGAAGAAUGCGCUUGACCCGAAUGGAAUUCUGGCUCCGGGAAAGAAUGGCGUGUGGCCUGCUUCGUAUGACAGGCGUUUAUACAAACUAUAA
Molecule: messenger RNA, 1674 nt
Organism: Aspergillus glaucus CBS 516.65
Lineage: Eukaryota; Fungi; Ascomycota; Eurotiomycetes; Eurotiales; Aspergillaceae
Product: FAD-binding oxidoreductase
Exons: 7
Coding region: 1-1674 (557 amino acids)
Biological process (GO): lactate catabolic process
Cellular component (GO): mitochondrion
Molecular function (GO): D-lactate dehydrogenase (cytochrome) activity; FAD binding; D-lactate dehydrogenase (NAD+) activity
Source: RefSeq, a predicted model, not a curated record